ACCCUCUCCCUCCCACGCUCUAUCCCACUCUCCACACUCCAUCGACAUGUUCCAACGAAGCUCCGAUCUGUUCACGUCCCUCUCUCGUUUCCCUGUCCUUCCCUCCCACUCUCCAUCGACCUGUUCCCUCUCUCCCACCGGCGCCGCUUGUUCCUGAAAGAUGAAAGGAGUAUUUUGACGGGAUCUUCUCAUCCACUCGCGGAUCUGGUUCCUCCUUCCCUUCCAUCGAAGUCCUUUCCUCUCACGUCCCUCUGUUCUCGGUUCCUGUCCGUGUAGAAUCGAAUCAAUCCAGAUUUGAUGGAUGAGGAGAGAGGUGAGAUCAAUGUUUGCGAGCGCGGGUACUCGAUGGACUCCACGAAAUCAAGGUGGGUUUACCAGGUAGAAGAUGAGGAUGCGUCGGAUAUUGAGGACUUUGACGCUGAUUUGAGAUUGAGAGGCCGACGAAACGGUGCUCCUGUGCAGCUGCUUGAUUCUGACGAGGAGGAUGAUGGCACCACCGAGCAGAGACUCAUUCGCACUGGUCCUCGAGUUGAUUCCUUCAAUGUUGAAGCUCUUGACGUCCCUGGUGCUCACAGAAAUGACUAUGAGUUGAAAUUUCAGAUGGAAAAACAUUUAAUUUUUCUGUGUGUUUGCGCGCGAGUUGCGAGAAGCUCCGCCUAACACCCUCGCAUCACCCUUCUCCGUCAUGGCCAUGGCCAGCCACCACCUCGUCGUCACGCUCUCACUCAAUGGUCAAAAGGUUAGUUCACAUUGUAAUUUCAAUUUUAGUUUGUUCGUGACUUUAUUUCUUGGAGCUUACAUACUGUGCCAUUUGAUUUUCUCCUUCGUUUUGAUUUAUGUUAUGAAUUCAGAGUUUGAUUUCAUCAUUUAUCAUUUUUUCAUUCAGAGCAUGGCAAUGGACGGUGAAUAAGGUGAGCCAUUAUCUCUCCCUUCUCUAUUUGUAGCAUGCUCUUUUAUUGAGAUUCUUAAAUGACAU
Molecule: messenger RNA, 976 nt
Organism: Lotus japonicus
Lineage: Eukaryota; Viridiplantae; Streptophyta; Magnoliopsida; Fabales; Fabaceae
Product: potassium transporter 7-like
Exons: 2
Coding region: 298-660 (120 amino acids)
Source: RefSeq, a predicted model, not a curated record